GUUCGUCAUAAGGAUGUAGUGUCUUUAUCCCUUACCAUUACUUUAUCAUCUGUUUUACAUGUUCCAAAUUUUGCAUAUAAUCUCUUAUCCAUUAGUCGUCUUGCCAAACAAUUUAAUUGUGCUGUCAUCUUCUUACCCUCCUCUUGCCUUUUACAGGACUUGAGUUCAAAGAGGAUUUUUGGUAAGGGCUAUGAGCGUGAUGGGCUGUACUACUUUGGGGAUCCACCGGACGAGCUUUCCUCUUAUACUUUGGCUAGUUUUUAGGCCUCUGUUUUGCCUGUUUCCAUGUCUUGUGUUUUUAAUAUUCAAACUUUAGAAUUAUGGAACACUUGUAUGGGUCAUGUUAAUUUUCAGUAUUUAUGUCUACUUUUUCCUUCAUUUAAUAAAGCUUGCAAAGAUUCUAAGUUUCAUUGUGUGGUUUGUGAGUUGUCUAAGCAUACCCGUACUAGCUAUAUCCUUCAUAUGACUCGUGCUCCUAGUGUUUUUGAUCUUGUACAUUCUGAUGUCUGGGGCCCUUCCCCUGUCACCGUUUUUUUUGGUCAUAGAUAUUAUGUGACUUUUAUUGAUGAUCACACUAGGUGCACUUUGGUUUAUCUAAUUCGUCGUAAGUUUGACGUCUUUCCCAUAUUUGUCCAAUUUUUACAGAUGGUUAAAACUCAGUUUCAUACAAUUGUUAGGACUAUCCAUCCUGAUAAUGGUGGGAAAUAUAUUUCUAAUGCAUUUCAUUCCCAUCUUAAUCAAAACUGGUAUUCAACAACUUACUUGUCUUCGGACCCUUGAACAAAAUGGUGUCGUUGAACACAAAAACCGUUAUAUUAUGUCUACUGUUCGGUGUUUUCUUCGAGGUAUGGGUGUUCCCAAGUCUUAUAUGCAUAUGGCUGCCUUUACUGCUGUUUACCUCAUUAAUAGGACCCUUAGUCGUGUGUUGCAUGGACUCACUUCGUUUCAUACCCUUAUGCCCACCACCACUCUAUUUCCACUCUUACCUCGUAUCUUUGGGUGUACCUGUUUGUUCAAAUCGGAGUCCCACUCGCACAAAGUUAAAUGACAAAUCUAUUCGUUGUAUUUUCUUAGGGUACUCUUCUAUGUCCAAAGGGUAUAGGUGUUAUGACCCUGUGUCUUAUCACUUUCACCACACUUUGGAUGUUACGUUUUGUGAGGAUCUUUCUUUCUUUGGUACUAACCCUUUUUUGCAGGCUUCUCCUCCUGCUACUUCCACUGUUCGCCUAAUGACCAUUUUGAAUGAGGUUGACAAUGAGGUUGUCCCCUUUCCUCUUUCUCAACCUCGCCUCCUCCCCCAUUGCAAGUAUACUCUCGUUGCCCACGCACUCAACCCCCCCUGCCGCCUCUCUGAUCUCUAGGUCAGGUAACUCUUCUCUUUUAGCUCCUUCUCCACCUCCUUGUCGUAACCCACAUCGGGAUCGACAUCCUCCAAAUCGUUUUGAAUUAUUUGAGUAGUACUAAUCAUCCUAUUUCUUAGUAUCUUUCCUAUGACAAGGUUUUCCCUUCUUAUUGUUCUUUUCUUGGCAAGCUUGAGUCGGAGUCCAUUCCUCGUUCUAUAUCUGAGGCCUUUCAAAAUCCCAAAUGGGUAGCGGCAAGAUGGCGGCCUUAGAACAGAAUCACACUUGGGAUCUUGUACCUUGACCUCCUAGGGAAAGCACAGUUGGUUGCAAAUGGGUGUUCACUAUAAAGUACCUUGCUGAUGACUCAGUUGACCAUUACAAAGCCUGCUUGGUGGCCAAAGGUUUCACAUAGAUUUCUGGCAAGGAUUUUGGUGCCACUUUUGCCCUUGUCGCCAUGCUUCUUCUGUACGUCUCCUUAUCUCCCUUGUAGCAUCUCAUUCUUGGCUUCUUCAUCAGCUUGAUGUUAAGAAUGCAUUUCUCCAUGGAGAUCUUGAGACGAUUUACAUGGCUCCUCCACUCGGUUUUUGGGCUGAGGGGGAGUAUUUGGAGAAAGUGUGUCGGUUACGCAAAUCCUUGUAUGGUUUGAAACAGUCUCCAUAAGUAUGGUUUGGUCGCUUCAGUUUUGUUAUUAUAUCUAUGGGCUUUGUUCAAUGCCACUCCGAUCACACUUGUUUCAUUAGCUAGAAUUUUGCAGGUUAAUGUAUAGUCUUAUUAGUUUAUGUGGAUGAUACUAUUCUCACAGGUGAUGACUCCUGUCGGCAUUAGUCAAGUAAAGAAGAACUUGGGCCAAACUUUUGAUAUUAAGGAUUUGGGAUGUCUCAAAUAUUUUCUGGGAAUUGAGGUGGCUCGCUCAAGGAAGGGAAUCUCCUUGUCUCAAAAAAAGUACACCCUUGACUUACUUUAGGAUUCUGGUAUGUUAGGGUGUAAACCUGCUUCUACUCCUAUGAAUCCUAAUGUCAAACUCACAUUAGAGUCUAGUGAGUUGCUGGAUGACCCAGGCAAGGCAUGUAUCAGUGUCUUGUUGGAUGCCUUAUUUAUUUGAUCAACACUAAACUUGACUUGACAUUUGCAGUUAGUGUUGUGAGUCAGUGGAUGCCUCAUUUAUUUGACCAACACUAAACUUAACUUGACAUUUGCAGUUAGUGUUGUGAUGACGUUCAUGCAUGUACCUUGUAAAAAGUACCUUGAUGCGGUUCAUCAUAUUCUGAGGUAUUUAAAGACUUCUCCUGACUUGGGAUUGUUCUUUACUGCUAGUCUCCAAUCUAGGCUUUCUUGUUUCACUGAUACAGACUAUGCAGGAGCUAGGACUGAUCGGUGUUCCACUUCUGGCUUCUGUACUUUCUAUGGUGAUCAUCUUAUCUCAUGGAAAAGUAAAAGCAAGCAGUGGUUUCUAGGUCUUCUGCAGAGGCUAAGUAUCAGGCUAUGGCAUAUGGGACAUAUGCAGUCAAGUCCUACAAAACAUCCCCUUGAAGUGGAAAGGGAAGAAAAUGGCUUCGAUGGUUCUACUUUCUCAGAUCACUUGGAUAAGCCUCUUCGGCAACACUUAGAUGUGGCUUAUUCUGAAGUGGAAGAGGAUUAUAGUGCAGGAGAUGAAGAUAAUCAGUCUAGUGAGAAUGCUCAAAAACAAAUGGUGGUUUAUGAUCCUUCUGCUAAUGGUACAGGUGAAAUUGAAGCUGUUCCUGAUCCCAAUGAGUACCAACCCCCUCCUUUCCCAAGAAACUCUUUGCCAUGUCACUCUUCCAGAGUGUUGCCGUCUGUGGGGGCUUUCACUGUCCAGUGUGCCUACUGCUUCAAGUGGAGGCUCAUACCAACAAAAGAAAAGUACGAGGAAAUACGUGAACACAUUUUAGAGCACCCUUUUGUGUGUGAAACAGCUCAUGAGUGGCGGCCUGAAAUAUCAUGUGAAGAUCCACCUGACAUUUGCCAAGAUGACAGCAUGCUCUGGGCAAUUGAUAAGCCUAAUAUUGCUCAGCCUCCUCCUGGGUGGCAGCGGCUUCUGAGAAUCAGAGGUGCUGGAAGUACCCAUUUUGCAGAUGUGUAUUAUGUUGCACCGUCAGGCAAGAGACUUCGCUCUACGGUUGAGAUUCAAAGGUACUUGCUGGAACAUCCUGAGUAUAUGGAUGCUGGGGUGACCAUGUCACAAUUUUCAUUUCAAAUCCCAAAACCUUUGCAGGAAAACUAUGUGAGGAAGCGUCCUGCUCGUUUGACAGCUUCAUCUGAUGGCACAAACAUUGGGAUGCCGGGGCUUCUUGAACCUUCUGAUGUCAAUCCCCUAGCACUGCCCAGUCCAGAUGAGAAUACAGAUUUACCGCUCGAUGGGCCAGGGCUUUCUUCUCUAUUGUGUGAAUCACUUGCUUCUGAACUUGUAGAUCGACCAACAAAGAAGCAGGCGAGGACAACAUCUCAACAGAUGUGCGGGUAGUAAAUUAAGUUUAUGAUCAGGGCAAGGCUGAAGAGCCUUUAUCAAUCCAGAAAUGGUGCUCGUGCUUGAUCUCUAGCCCUUGGUUUGAAGCCCUUAUUUGUUAACUGAGCUUCUGUAUGUUACAUUGGCAUUUUGCCAUUUUGGUGAGCUUGAAGUACAAGGGAAAAAAUUCAAUUUACCCUUUCAUGGUUUGGGCUUGAAGUACUUUAUCUCGUUAAAUAUAGAUCGACAAGUGUAAUGUGAUUUUGAGCUAAAGCACAAUGCUAAUUCCGUCAAUAAAAAAUAUAAAAUGACUUUAAAAAA
This is a messenger RNA of Camellia sinensis, 4128 nucleotides long. The record is from RefSeq and is a predicted model, not a curated record. Lineage: Eukaryota; Viridiplantae; Streptophyta; Magnoliopsida; Ericales; Theaceae.